This is a messenger RNA of Camelina sativa (false flax), 933 nucleotides long. RefSeq names its product ubiquitin-conjugating enzyme E2 29. The record is from RefSeq and is a predicted model, not a curated record. Lineage: Eukaryota; Viridiplantae; Streptophyta; Magnoliopsida; Brassicales; Brassicaceae.
CAAGCAAUCUUGUUUGCAAGAGAAUCAACAAUCUUUGCUUACGGUUCACGCUUUAAAAACACACCUCUCACUACUUAUUCUCUACACAUAAUUUUUUUUUUCCAAUAUCCCUCAUUUUCUCUCUAAACGCUAUUUUCCCUUGAACCAACCAUUCUGCAACCCGAUGGCAACGAGAAGGAUAUUGAAAGAACUUAAGGAGUUGCAAAGAGACCCUCCUGUAUCAUGCAGUGCAGGUCCAACGGGAGAAGAUAUGUUCCACUGGCAAGCUACCAUAAUGGGUCCGAACGAAAGUCCGUACUCCGGCGGUGUUUUCCUUGUCAAUAUCCACUUCCCUCCGGAUUAUCCUUUCAAACCUCCCAAGGUUGUCUUCAGAACCAAAGUGUUUCACCCAAACAUCAACAGUAAUGGAAACAUAUGUUUGGACAUUCUCAAAGACCAAUGGAGCCCUGCCCUUACCAUCUCUAAGGUGCUUCUCUCGGUAUGCUCUCUUCUUACAGACCCAAACCCUGACGAUCCUCUGGUACCAGAGAUAGCUCACAUAUACAAAACUGACAAGACCAGAUAUGAAGCCAUGGCACGAAGCUGGACCCAAAAUUGGGAAAAAUAUGAUUUUGACCCAUGCAGUGUAUCCUUGCAAACGGAGUGGCAUGCCAGUGCUUCGCAACGGACUGUGCUGAAUUAGUAGUGAUGUUUCAAGCGCCUGAAGAUUGGCCUGCGUUCUCAAACAUCUUAGACGGUUUCCACAUGCUGAGAGCAGCUUUUCCAUCCUUCUCCUUGUCUAGGAUUCCACGUUCUUCGAAUCUAAAGGCGGAUUUUCUUGCAUGUUCGUCAAGAUCUCUUGUUUCUGCAAUUUCCUUUGUAAGCACUUAUCCACCGGUUUGGGCUACCAACCGUGGAGUUAUUUUCUAAUUUAAUGUUUGGUUGAAAAAAAAU